Molecule: messenger RNA, 852 nt
Organism: Solanum tuberosum (potato)
Lineage: Eukaryota; Viridiplantae; Streptophyta; Magnoliopsida; Solanales; Solanaceae
Exons: 3
Coding region: 1-852 (283 amino acids)
Molecular function (GO): ADP binding
Source: RefSeq, a predicted model, not a curated record
AUGGACAUUCAUUCUCAUGAUGUUGAUCAAAUUCUUGAAUUAUCGGGGGAUUCCUUAACUGGAACUUCUUCUAAGAGUUUUCCAAUGUUAGAAAAUGAUAUUGUGCAGGGAAUUGAUGAUGACUUGGAGAUCAUCAUUAUAAGAUUGACAGGACGAUUGUCGGAUCUAGAGAUUGUCACAAUAUUAGGCAUGCAUGGAAUUAACAAAACAACACUCGCUAAAAAAGCUUACGAUCAGCUUACGAUCAGCUAUCACUUUGACAUUCUUUCUUGGGUUACAAUACUCAAGAAUUUAGAGGUAGAAAUGUACAAGACUCAUUUGGUUGCCAAGGCAUUUACAAAGCACCCUGGACUUAAUUAUCAUUCCACUUUUAGUCCAGUAGUCAAGCCUGCUAUUGUGCGUCUUGUCCUAACUAUCGCCACUCAACUCUACUGGCAUGCCGAUCAGUUGGAUGUUAACAAUGCCUUCUUGCAGGGUCUUCCUACUGAAGUAGUUUAUAUGCGACAGCCACCGGGAUUCGGAAACUCUGGGAGUCCUACCCAUGUUUGUUAUCUUCAGAAGCUUCAGCUUCCUAUAACUUCUGUUCCAAGUGUUCUCUGUGACAAUAUCAAUACUACUUAUAUUUGUGCGAAUCUUGUUUUCCAUAGCCGCAUGAAGCUUGUGGCCAUUGACAUCCAUUUUGUCUGUGAGCAGGUUGAGCACAAACAACUGGAAGUUGCCCAUUUACAUGUUGCUGAUCACGUUGUUGAUCUUCUUACAAAGCAUCUUCCGCGUGAAAUUUUUGGUAACUAUUUCUCCAAAUUUGGCGUAGUAAACCUGGACGCCAACUUGCGGGGGCCUAAUAACGGCUAG